AUGCCUGUCGUCAAAGGCGGCGUUUGGACUAAUAUAGAGGAUGAAGUGCUUCGUGCAGCAGUAUCGAAGUAUGGACUCAACCAGUGGGCGCGUGUCUCAUCGCUGCUUGCGCGAAAAACCCCGAAACAGUGUAAAGCGAGAUGGGUGGAAUGGCUAGAUCCCGGUAUUCGCAAGAUCGAGUGGUCGAGAGAGGAGGACGAAAAGCUGUUGCAUUUGGCGAAAUUGAUGCCAACGCAGUGGCGCACGAUCGCGCCGAUCGUGGGUAGAACGGCAACACAGUGCUUGGAGAGAUACCAAAAGCUUCUUGAUGAGGCCGAAGCGCGUGAAAAUGAUGAAUUAGGCUUAGGUGGUCCUGGCGGAGAGGCGCAGGCUCCCAGCGCAGAUGAUGUCAGACGUUUAAGACCUGGUGAACUUGAUCCCGAUCCCGAAUCGAAACCUGCUCGGCCGGACACGAUCGAUCUUGAUGAAGAUGAAAAGGAGAUGCUCAGCGAGGCCCGUGCUCGUUUGGCGAACACUCAGGGUAAAAAAGCGAAGCGCAAAGCUCGAGAGCGCCAACUUGAAGAAUCUCGACGACUGGCCGUUUUGCAAAAGCGUCGUGAACUCAAGAAUGCUGGCAUAAACAUCAAGGUUGUCACUACAAAAAAGGGUCAAAUGGAUUAUAACGCCGAUAUCCCCUUUGAGAAAGCACCGGCUCCAGGUUUCUAUGAUACAAUGGAAGAGCAAGCUCGAAAUGAACGACAGCGGGAAUUGUUUGAUCCACGGAAACAACAAUUAGCAAACAAGCGUAAGGGUGAUCAGGAAGACGACGUUGAGCGCAAGAAGAGGAAAAACGAUAAGCAGUCAACGUCGGCAGCGGCUGCUCAAGCUGGUCGUAUGCAGAAGAUCCGGGAAGCCGAGCAACUCAGCAAACGUCGCGCUUUGAAUCUGCCUGCCCCUCAAGUGAGCGAGGGUGAGUUGGAAGAUAUUAUCAAGAUGGGUAUGGCCGGCGACAAGGCGGCGAAGCUCGCCGGUGAAGAAGAGGGCACUAGAAGUUUGAUUGGGAACUACUCUGCUAUGACCGGAGCAACGCCUAUUCGGACUCCGCGGGCACCUCCCCAGGAAGAUCAUAUCGCAAAUGAGAUUCGCAACAUCCGAGCACUGACUGAAACUCAAUCGUCACUUUUGGGCGGCGAAAACACCCCACUUGUUGAAGGAGGAGCGUCCACUGGUUUCGAUGGCAUCGCUCCUCGUCGACAGGAGAUCGUCACACCGAACCCGAUGGCCACACCUUUUCGGCAAGGUGUAAAUGGAGUCGGUGUUACACCCAUGCGAGGUGGUAUCGGCCCAGGAGCAACACCGUUGCGCACACCGAGAGAUCAGUUUGCACUCAAUAACGAGAAUGGAAGUCAGAUUAUUGGAAGUACUCCCCGGGAAGUAAGGAUGCGCGAUAACUUUAUGCGUCAACAGCUUCGUGGAAAGCUUGCUUCUCUUCCAAAGCCCAAGGAAACGGAAUGGGAACUUGAAGAGCUUCCAUCAGAGUCACAGGAACCGACAGCUGAUGGCUAUGAUGGUGAAGAGGAUUCUACAGUGCGUGAUCAACGUGAAGCAGAGAUCCGCAAGAAAGCAGCAGAAACAGAGUUCCGGCGGCAGACACAGGUUUAUCAACGAUCAUUGCCACGACCUAGCGUGGUUGAUGUCACCGCACUUCUCGAACGUGUCUCGCAUACUACCGACCCUAUUGAGAAUUUGAUUGCCAAAGAGGCUGCGAAGCUUAUUGCUAAUGAUGCAAAAAAACAUCCACUUCCCGGUAGCAAGAUCAAUGGCAAGCCACCAAGUCUCGACAAAAUUGACGACAAGUGGCUCGAAUCCGCACAAGCCGAAAUCUCAAAAUAUAUAUCUUCUAAAGACAUUAAGUCACAAUGGCAAGCUGAUUUUGACGCAUCGUGGAGCUCAACGCAUGAAAGCGCACUUCCUGGACUUGCCAUCUAUGACGAUGACGAGGAUGCUUUACGACAAGAGCAGAAUAUGAUCAGUGCAUUCGAUAAUGUCCAGAACGCACUGAUGGCGACUGCAGAGGAAGAUAACAAGAUAGAGAAGAAGCUUUCAUUGCAUUUCGGUGGUUACCAAGCGCGUGCGAAGACUCUCCGCAACAAGAUAGUAGAAGCAGCAUCGGCACUCGAACAGGCCAGGUUCGAUCUUGACACAUUCCGCACACUGCAAAUUGGAGAAGAUGCAGCACUUCGCAGCCGUCUCGAGCAGUUGCGUGAUGGAGUUACAUUGGUGGUCCGUCGAGAACGCGAGGCUCAGGACCUUUAUAAGGCUAGAAAGGAAGAGCUUGAUGCACUGCUAGACGGUAAUGUGAAUGGAUGGUAUUGA
Molecule: messenger RNA, 2355 nt
Organism: Talaromyces stipitatus ATCC 10500
Lineage: Eukaryota; Fungi; Ascomycota; Eurotiomycetes; Eurotiales; Trichocomaceae
Product: cell division control protein (Cdc5), putative
Exons: 4
Coding region: 1-2355 (784 amino acids)
Biological process (GO): mRNA splicing, via spliceosome
Cellular component (GO): spliceosomal complex; Prp19 complex
Source: RefSeq, a predicted model, not a curated record